Messenger RNA from Poecilia reticulata (guppy), 4608 nucleotides. The record is from RefSeq and is a predicted model, not a curated record. Lineage: Eukaryota; Metazoa; Chordata; Actinopteri; Cyprinodontiformes; Poeciliidae.
UCUUGGUAGCGCGAGGCCUGUAAGAAUGCAUCACAUACUGUAGGAAUUGAUAUUACGUUGUUGUUUCGUGUGGAAGUAGCAGUUGGAGGGCUGUUGUCACAUUUGUAAGCAGUUUAACAAUAAUGUUUGCUAACGUUGUGAUGCAACUAAGCAUUUUCCCAUCUCCCGGCGGAAGUGGUCAGUGGAAGCGCUGGACUCCAACUGGUAGCGGGCUAGGGCGUUGCUAGCGGCAGAAAGUGGGAUUUUUUUCGCUACCUUUCCUCAAGUUAUACUCUUCUACUCGCCGCGUCUUCCAUCGGAAAACAGCGCCUUUUGCGUUUGCCAAAAGUUUUAGGGCCUCUCCGAGGCUUUCGGUCGUUGUUUACAGAGGAGCGGUGGAUAGUUUGUGUCCCGUUAGCUGGCCGCAUAGCUAACCUGCUUUCCAUCCACGGGAAUUCUGCCGAGAAACGACCGAAUUCUGGAAACAUGGAGUCAAGCAACGUAGCGCUGUGCUAACCGACUCCGCUGGAUUUUCUCUUUGCUCCCGGAGACUUUUCAACACGGAGACAUAUCGCAAGUUAGUCUGGACUCGAGAGGGUGUUGUUACAUAUAAUUUUCCGUCGCGGCUCGGCUCAUUGUUGUGAACGGGAGUUUGCUUAGUUUGCACUCGAAACAAGAGCACACACGAAGCAAAGUUUUUUUUUUUUUUCUUCUUUUUUGCUGAAAGGGCUCAUCUGUUUUGUUUGCUGGUAGCAGGCGAGAUUUAACCCCACCAGUUUACCGUGAGAAAGGAUUUCCAAAAAAAACCCCAGCCGUAUUUCUUCUUUUAUAUACAUAAAUAUGAUCAUCUUAAGCCGCUUUGUUUUUUAAUCUCAACAUUUAGCCGCAGUUGUUUUGCUAACUUGUAACACGGCUCGUUGAUACUCGCUACUGAGCGAUUCUCAUGAUCACGGGAGAGUCGUUCCCGCAGCCACAGGCAGGCAUUUUUGGGAACAGGGAAUACCAAAUGGGACUGCAGGAAUUUCCAGCAUCUUUAAAGAUCAUUUAGACACCGAGGCCACUCGUAGCCGGUCGAGGGGUGGUGGCAGACGGACUGCAUCGCUGGGCCAAGGUGUCUGGUGCUGCAUUUGGAUUGUUUACACGUUUCCUACCGGCGGAAGCUGGGGAUGUGAAUGCAAAAAAAAAAAAAAAAAGAGUCUCGCAAGGAGUUCAUGCAUGCACGGCAACUUGUGUCAGCUGGAGCUGUUUUUAUAUUUAUUGUUGCUGGCAAAAAGCUCUACACUGUAAGGUCCUUGCUGCUGUUUCAUUUCGACAAGGAUCACCUGUAAACAGGAUCAACCAGGAGUUGAUUCUAAGCACCGCUUAUAAAAAAAAAAAUCUUUGCCUACUCAAAAGACGAAUGCCGGAGAAAGAAGCUCCUGGAAGUCAGGUCACCACGCUCUGGAAAAUGCUAAUGGGAUAUAAUUUGCUGCAAAUCUAGAACCGGAAGCCCAAUGAGUGACCCACAGUUCAGUUCCACUGACAGGUUUACCAAGAAAGCAACAAGAACCAGCAGCAUUCUGAGUAAGGACCAUCCCCCAGACAAGAAACCCAAAAGUGACAAAGCUUCACUUCCCUCCAAUGAGUUUGACCCUACAGAAGCUCUGGUGGUGGAGAAGAGUGGCAACAACAGUGUGCUUGCAGAGGGGAAGCCUGAAUCCUGUGGUCUGGUCCAGCGAUGUGUGAUCAUUCAGAAAGAUGAAAAUGGCUUUGGGCUUACUGUCAGCGGUGACAACCCUGUGUUUGUGCAGCUGGUCAAAGAAGAUGGGGCUGCAAUGCGGGCAGGUGUUCAGACGGGAGACAGGAUCAUCAAGGUUAACGGGACCCUUGUCACACAUUCUAACCACACAGAAGUGGUGAAACUUAUCAAAUCGGGCUCCUAUGUGGCGCUCACGGUUUUGGGGCGCCCCCCAGGACUAGCCCAGAUCCCGUUGCCUGAAGCAGAGCCUGACAUCUUGGGUGUUAGCUUAUCCUCUCCAAACUCUCCAGCAACAGAGCGCCCCUACAGUCCUCAGGACCGCCUCUCCCCCUUCCAACCGUCAUGGGAAGAAAACGGCAGUGCGUGCAACCAGAGGACUGACGUCUUGCAAAAGAAGCUCUCAAAAGAGCAGCAGGAUCUACAGGCAAUGAAAGAGGAGUACAGCAGGAACCCCUCCCCCAAACUACUGAAGGACAUCCAGGAAGCUAAAAAACACAUUCCUCAGCUGCAGGGUCAGCUCUUAAAGUCCACCGAAACAACACAGGAGGCUGUUUCAGGUGGCGAUGCAGACGACAGUAGCACGUACGAGACGGACCGCACGCACACCCCUAAAGCAGACAAUAGCACAGAUCUGUCCUGGAGCAGCACUCCCAUAUUUAGACCAGCGACUCCAGAAAGUCAUUGUCCAAAAGAGCUCUCCUACCCCAGCCCAAAGAGCACACCCCGAAACAGCUUCAACUCCUGCCACUCCCCAGAGACGGAGGACACCACUGACCUGGACUCUCUGUCACCCCCCGCACUCAGCAGUCCCUCCUCUUCUCGCGUUAUCUCGCAAAUUAUCGGAGCUGAAGACGACUAUUUCGGUCGAGACCAAGAGCAGACAAACGGCCAGUGCGACAGCUUUAACAGUAUUGAGCAGCUCAAGUCUCGUCCGGCUCACCUCGCAGCCUUCCUGCAUUAUGUCAUCUCUCAGUUCGAACCUGCUCCUGUGUUGUGCUACCUCUAUACCGAGCUCUACAAGCAGACCAACUCCAAAGAGACCCGACGGGUUUUCAUGGACCUCCACACUUUUUUUAUGGACCGGGGAGCAAAUUUAAAGGUUCCUGUUCCUGAAUCUGUUUCCUCUGAUCUUGAUCGGCGGCGGACGGAGUUGAUACCAGAGGAAAUAAAUAGGCAACAUGUUCAAACGCUGCAGGACUCUCUGCUAGCGGAUUUUGAGAAACACCUCGAGGACUUUAGGCAGAAGCGCAAUAUGGGCCUAACGGUGGCUGAAGCUGAGCUGGCCAGACUGGACCAAGAGAGAGUCCGAGAUCGCGUCACGCUUGAGCGAGAACGUUCAUACGCUGAAAACAUCAUAUCUAAAAUAGAUGACAUUCUUUUAACUACUCAGACCACAGAGGAAGACAAAUGCACUACAAUACAGUUUGUUAUCUAUACGUACAUGAAGCACCUCGGUGUGAGGGUCAAGGAGCCUCGAAAUCUGGAGUCCAAACGGGGUCUGAACCGUCUUUUCCCUAAGAUGAAGCAGAAAAGUAUUAAAGCAGAUAAAGAAGUCGAUGACAGAUUAAAAAAGAAAUUUUUAAAUCUUGUACCUCAGCGUCGACCCAGCCGCAUCGAAGCAGCAGGCAAAAACCCGGAAAAUCGCCCCAGGCCUCAGAAACAGCUGUCUCAGCCAACACUAGGAGCGGUUGAGCUAAUGGAUAGCAGCCGUCUGCGGGGCAGCCAGUCCAGCGAGGGCCCCGAACUCACUCAUUCCUUGUCCGUCUCGUCUCCAAGUAACACCACUUACAGUGUGGAUGCAAACCGAGACGCUGAUUUUGUUUCAGGUGGCACUCCAACAUCAGCCCCCUCCAGGCUGAGUGACGGCCUUCAGCCUGAUCCUCUGGAUGGAUUAGCAUUCCCUGAUUCAACUGAGCUUUAUCACAUGGAGAAGUUACAAGAAGACGACAGAGAAAGCGACAGGGCUCACGACGGGACACCAAAGGCGGUCAGAAGACUUGAGGCAUUGGGUAUCGGAGAUGUCCAGAGCGAGGACGAUCAGGGGACAGACUCUGAGCUCGAUCCCCACAACUGGCAGUAUCUGGUGGGACGAGAGGUCCUCGCGGGACUCAGGCCUCAAGAGAUUAAGAGACAAGAAGUUAUAAACGAGUUGUUUUAUACGGAGCGUGCGCAUGUGGGGAUGCUGAAGGUUUUGGACGACGUUUUCUACCAGAGGCUUUCCAAAGACGCAAUCCUUCCUCCUGCUGACAUCAAGAACAUCUUCACCAACCUGGAAGAGGUCCUACAGCUGCAUGUUUCAAUACUUGAGCAAAUGGCAGCCAUACGGAAGAGAAAUGAUUCGUUGGUAAUAGAUCUGAGGGGGGACGACUUGCUCUCGUGGUUCAGUGGUGCCGAGGAGGAGAAGAUCAAGCAGGCAGUAGGAACCUUUUGCAGCAACCAGCCGUUUGCGCUGGAGAUUAUCAAGACCAAGCAGAAGAAAGACUCGAGGUUCACCUCAUUCAUUCAGGAGGCAGAGAGUAACAGACAGUGUCGACGACUGCAGCUAAAAGACAUAAUUCCUGUUGAGAUGCUGCGGCUCACCAAGUACCCCCUGCUGUUAGACAACAUUGUCAGAUACACAGACGAUCCAGUGGAGAAGCACAAAGUUAAGCAGGCAGCAGAUUGCUGUAGAAAGAUCCUUAGUCACGUCAACCAGGCUUUAAAAGAGUCUGAGGACAAACAGAAAUUAGAGGACUACCAGAGAAGAUUGGACCUCUCCUCUCUAAAGCAGACAGACAACCCAGUGAUCCUCGAGCUAAAGAACCUGGAUUUGACCAAGAAGACACUGAUUCACGAGGGCCCUCUAUCGUGGAAAAUGAACAAGGACAAGACUAUUGGUUUGCACUGAUUGU